Messenger RNA from Rasamsonia emersonii CBS 393.64, 468 nucleotides. RefSeq lists its product as uncharacterized. The coding region runs from base 1 to 468 and encodes 155 amino acids. The record is from RefSeq and is a predicted model, not a curated record. NCBI's taxonomy places the organism in Eukaryota, Fungi, Ascomycota, Eurotiomycetes, Eurotiales, Trichocomaceae. The transcript has a single exon.
AUGUACGCCUGCGCAUACCGCACCGACGAGAACUCCACCGGCAACAGCGAAGCCCACUGGGCCUUGCUCUUCCAGUACGAGGUGGAGGCCUGCGUACGCGUCGAGAUGGCCCAGGGCUACGGGGCCAACGGCCGGGAAGGGAAGAUCCACCUGUCCAACGUGAAGCCCUUUGACGCUUCACCUGCAUCAAACUGGGGCGGACACAUCGUCCAGCUGUUCUACACCCGCAAUUUCCCCUCUGUCCAGGACUUCAUCGACGUUAUUGUCAACGAAGGCCGGGAGAGAUACACCUUCACUGAGGAAGGAGAAGGGUCUCGCUUCUGGGCUGCUACCGUCAUUAAGGACUUCACCAAGGCGAAGCUCCUGCCCAAGGAUAGCGGGGAGGAGAUCAUGAAGGCGAUCAGUUUCGACUGGAGCGGUCCUAAUAUCUAUGAUCCUAGGCCUGUUCGUGAGGGAACUUUUGGCUAG